Carassius auratus (goldfish) is the source of this 2839-nucleotide messenger RNA. RefSeq lists its product as uncharacterized. Bases 949 to 2448 code for a protein of 499 amino acids. The record is from RefSeq and is a predicted model, not a curated record. Lineage: Eukaryota; Metazoa; Chordata; Actinopteri; Cypriniformes; Cyprinidae. The transcript has 7 exons.
AAUAAUUAAACUGAUUGAGUAGUAUAAACUUAAUUUUCCAAAAAAGUUCUACUAACUCAAGUAGUUUGGGUUUGUGUGACUUUUUAAUAGUUUUUGAGUGAUUUAAAAUUAUUAUUUUUGAUUAACUGAAACAACUUGCUCAUUAAGUAAGUGUCACUUAGGAAUAUAAUUUAACUUUACUUAUUUUUUAUUUUUAUUUUUUUAGUUGUUUCAACAUGAUGUCUGCAUAUGACAUUAGUAAACUUUGUGUGUGUGUGCGCGCGUGUGUGGUGAAGCAAUUUGUCACCUUUAAUUAAAUUAUAUACAUAUAAAUAAGUUAAAAUAAAAUAAAAACUUCAUUUGACUAAUGAAGCUUGUGUCUUCAUGAAUUCAGCUUUAAAAAUUAUUUUGCAAGAAAAAUAUUACAUAAAUAUUACAAAUUUUACAUACACAAACGUUAACACUAACCAGAACAGCUGUUUUAAUGUGUGCACAAAAUACAAUAUUAUAUUAUAUAUUAUAUAUCUAUUAUAUAUACAGUAUUAUAUAUAGAAUGGGCCUUUAUCACAUGCAGUAAAAAAAAUGUUUGUUUAAAAAACUUUUCCGUUGACGUAAGGGUCGUUAUUUUAUUGGCUUACGCGGCUAACGUGCUCCAAGGUCAGUGUGAGACUUUUACGACGUUGUGGGAGCGCGCAACGCUUGGAUAACGUUUGCUUUGGCGCCACAAAAUACUGCAGUGAGUGAGGAGGAUCUCAGCUUCAAGUUGUCGGCAGUUAUCACGGUUGUUGGCUUCAAUAUGAUUUGGCAGUAACAUCUUGGAUCCUAUGAGCUCUCACCUUCACAGACAAGUCUGUCAAUCCACCUAAGGUCUGACUUAAAUGAUUCAGUCCCUCUCUCUGCAUACGAGGUAGAAGGCUCGCUUCUGUUGACACCCAAGAGAUUCAUACAAAUAAAACAAGCCAGUGCAUAAUGGCAGCUUUAUCUCCACAAGCCAUGAUCCUUCGUGUUGUUGAGCCAGACCGGGCUAGAAAAUUAAAACUUAGUUCACGACCAGCCUCUGUUGAUGCACUGAUUGCUGUUAUAAAAGAACAGCUGGAAAUAGACCUUGACUUCAGUUUAAAAUAUGAAGACCCUGACUUUGAUGGAAAACUUACUUCCCUCUCUGACAUUGAUGAGUUGCCACAGAAAGCUGUUGUGCAUGUGUCAUUUGAGCAAGAUUCCAGCUCUGUUGCAUCAACAGAAACAAUGUCAAGUGUAUCAUCCUCAGAACGUGGGAGAAGAUGGCCUUCACAUAUUUUUCCAAUUCCCACAUUUUCUUUUGACGUUGAACUGAGACUUCGGGAAGGUAAUGCCGAAUUUGAGAAGAACAACAAGCAACUUCAGUUAACUAGAGACAUAAAACAUGACAUUUUAGAAAAGCUAGCAUCUGUGAUGUAUGGCUACAAGGCUUAUCCCAGUGAUAAGGAGAUAGCAAUGGUAGCUGAGGCUCUUGUGGUAAAACAUCCUUGCUUGAAAGAAGCAGGAUCUCAGACUGGCUGGAAUGGGUGGAAAAAUAGCCUCAAAUUUAAGAUGGGGAACUAUAGGAGCAAGAUGAGAAGGGCUGGAUGUCCAGAGAUCACUGUAAAUGCUGGAAAAAGGAGUGCAAUGAAUCCUGACAAUGAAUCUUCACAUUCAAAUAUUAAAAGACCCAAACGAGCAGAAGUAAACUUUUUGCCCAACUUUCCCCAAGGAGAAAAUCCCUCAACUCUUGAACAGUUGAGACAGAAAAUUGUUGAUGAAAUGAAGAAAGCUGAGAAGAACUUACCACUUAUAAAAAAGAUGAUGCAAACCACCUUUGCUCUGCGGCGACAGACCAUAGUGAAGACAUGCCCACCAGUAAAAGAGCUCAAGGAACUCUGGCCUGCACUCAAAAUGGAAUCUGAGGUGUAUGCAGAGUUCCAACGGAUUACAAACGAGAACCUGCCCAACACAUUCUACUCUGAGCUUGACCGACAUCUUCCUAGACUGAUGACCCUGUUCAGACAGAAAGCAUCCAGAACCGGGAAGACAUCAGAUACUUUAACUGAAAUCCUAAGAAUCCAUGAUGACCAGGAGUUUCAUGACAUACACACCAAACGUGUCACUGUUCUUCAUGCGCUUCCUGUGUAUCUACGUGAGGACGUCUCUGGGUUUUUAAGGACCUGCAUGGACACAUCUGAUGAGCCAGAGCUUUUAGAUGUUGCAGUGGCCCUCCUCACAGUCAUCAAAGAUAAUGACACAAGUCCAGUUCACUUCCAGCCUGUGAAAAUCUCUGUUGUCAUCGAAAGUGAGAUUGUGGGCAGCCUCUCCAGAUUUGCUGAUGCCUUCCUGGUAAUGUUUGGACUAAUCUAUGCACUACACCUCAACUAUCCCAGGGGACUGACCAACACUUUUGAAUUCAUUCAAAAGAUUUUGCUUGGUCUUGAUGAGGGUAAACUGUCACCCAAGUAGAGAGUCUCAAAAAUGACUUGAUGUGUAUGUAGAAAUGUAUUGGAAAAAUUACUAAGGCCUGGCAGUUCCUCAGUAGUUCAAUGUAAAAACAAUUUGUGAAAAUAAUGGUUGAAAGGUUUUUGCACUUUUUUCCCCCAAAAUGUGCACAGUGUGCAUUUAUUAAUGUGCAGUUUUCAUUUCUAAAUGUUAUUUGUGAUUUUAAAACAGCUCUUGUUCUUUACAAUUGUUAAGUACAGCUGGGUAGUACUUGGUAACAAUGCAUGUAAUUUAGUUUUAAAUGGUUCAUGUUUUUGUAAAAGUUCAUGCAGGUUUGUGAAUUUGUAAUGUCAGAGAUGUGGUCUUAAUCAGUUUUUCAGGUUUUAUCAUAGUGCACCUUUUUUCUGUCUUUUAA